CACGUGUGAGCCCUAUAAAGUUUAGCUUCAAAUUAUAAUGCGUGAAUGGCAUAGACCGUCGUCCUCUGCAUACCUACUUGGAGAAGGUACUUGGUACUAUUGAUUAGCGUGGUACACUUGUUCCAUUGAGCGUUGAUAGCAUUUGCAUCGAUCGGGCGGCCUCUCUAAUACUACAGUAGGAAGUCUAGUACAUUACUUUUGCAUUUAUCGGGGAAUUAUUGUCAAGACUACAUUCGAGACCGUCGUGGUUGUCUUACUAUUACGUAUUGGAUUUCGCGACACAGCACUUCUUGGGUAUCAUGGUUUUCUGUAAGCUGCGUGAGCCCCGGAACGCCCAGGGCGGCCGAUGGUCGAGAGAUGGAUGACGUGAGGCCUGUGUAAUAUAGGCGCUGACUGGGGCCAGCGCGUUCUGGUUAUAAUUAUCCCAAUUCCGACACCUGUUGCUCAUGAAGUCGCGUCAUUCGUGCAACAUUUUAGCAAACCGAUAAUGCACGACACGCCCUCGUCUUCCGGACCAUUUCAAGCGGAAGGUAUGAUACAAGCUUGUGGCCUCCGAAAACUUGUUGAUGCUAUUGGGGAGAUGAAACCUCAUACCAGCCUAAUGGUUUCUGACGAAGACACCUCCAAUGGACGAGAUUUGCUGGCAGCCAAAAGAAGAGCUUAUGGCGGGGGAGGGGUAGCUUUGGCCCUAAGAUUUGAAGGAAACAUUUUUAGUAGACCGGACUACUACAGUACACAGUACAAAUGUGCCUUGAUUAAAUUUUCAGACCAUCUGUCAUUCAGAAGUCUAACGCGCCAAGCGGCUCCAAUCGACUGGAUCUUGAAUGGUCUCGGCUCCGUAGCCACACCUCCUAGCCAUGACUGCAAAAGUCUACUUGUACUAGGAUGCAUGUAUUCAGGCACUUCAUUGCACUGCGCGCCUUGUUUGUCGUUGAAGCGUCGCCAGUAUCUCAUUCUUUGUGGGGUUUCCUACCUGACUGGUCCAUUAUCGGUUACACGAACCUGUGGGCAUGCCCAAGGGUACGGCAGAGUGAAUCAGCCAGUCAUGAAUGAUGGCACGACCCCGUGUUGUACUAUUCGAACGGUAAUAAGGCAAGCCGGCAACUCUAUCUCAUGUCUCACCACCCGUAAUAGUGUUGCAAGAAAUCGCGCACAUGGUAGACAUAUGGUUAAUGUUACAUUUUUUUCUUCUCACAAUCACAUUCACAUGCACCUUGCAGGUUCGGCGGCUGGCAAUCCCCCAUGGCAAUCUCCUGGCGAAGCCCCGAGAAGUCCCGAAUAUCAGCAACCAUCAAGUUGCAAAUCCCACCAACAUCUCAACACCAACAAAAUAGAUAGUUGCUUUGACCCAACAUCUUCAAAGGGAAUACGGUGACGUCGAUAUCGACAUCAACGAAUCCUCUAGGAAUACAUGAAUCCGUCGGGUAAUAUCCUAGUGGAACUUCGCCUCACUGAGGUGAUGGCACAACAUCAUUGGAGCUUAAGAGUUAUCAGCCAUUUCUCCGAUUCAACCAGAUGGCCCCGAAAACGUCAGUAGGAACGGGCCGUUUGACCACCCCACAAUGCUUUUGAACUGUCUAGAGAGGUCUACAUACAU
Molecule: messenger RNA, 1597 nt
Organism: Truncatella angustata
Lineage: Eukaryota; Fungi; Ascomycota; Sordariomycetes; Amphisphaeriales; Sporocadaceae
Exons: 1
Coding region: 488-1375 (295 amino acids)
Source: RefSeq, a predicted model, not a curated record